AUAGUGUACAUAUAACAAUAGUUGAAAAGUUUAUUUUCAUAAGCCAGAAUGGAUGCUAGUAGACGUGUCUGCAUCUCGAGUUUCCUCAUCUUGCUAUUAUGGUGCGAGACCGGAUACUGCUGCAAGGCGGAGAGGGUUCGCAGAGGCUUAAAAACAAUGGCUGCUGCGCAAGAGCCGGUCGUCUCUACAUUGCAAGUGAAUGAUUUUUCAACAUUUCGUCAGCAUAUGGCCAAAACAAUGGGCAUCAGUGAGACUUUGUUGUCUUCGAAAAAGAUUGAAGAGUUGUAUAAUAAAGAAAUUGUUGGUAAAAAGAUUGACUACACAGACCCUGCACAGAAAUCUUCUAUUACAGUACUUUUGCUGACAGCAUUGUGUUCCUUAUGUCCUAACACCGACUGCGACUUUUGUAUCCGAAGUUGUAAUAAACCGUGUCCUUAACUGUUUUCCUGUGAUUACAGCAGUGUGAAUUGACGCUAUAAUGAUUUUAUUAAACUAAUUAUGAGAUACUUUUUGUUUGUAAAUUUGUUUUGUGAACGGAACCUAAAUUCUGAAAUGAAUUGGGAGAGCUUCUGUUGUCAUCAUUUUAGCACAAACCUCCAUAGAUAAUAGUGCAUCGACUGUUGAACCGGAAAGCGGGGAUGGAACCUCCCGAUACUUAUAACUUUCGUCUCCAUUUUUUACAGUUCGUUUUACAUCCGAUGUACCUAUAUCAUAUUAUCCAUUAUACAUGUAAACUGAAAAUAUUGUUAAAUCGAACAUUUCGUUUACAAGUCAUAGCAGUGUUUGCACAUCUCAAGUUUUUAUGUAUCAGUGUGUUUUAUGUAAUUUCCAUAUUUUUAAUAGACACAUGACAGAAGAACACUGUAUUUGUGAAAUAGUGUAUAAUUGCAGUAACAUUGACUGUAUCUCCACACAGGAGCAGUGUAUACAAAGUGCGCUAUUUCUCUGACAUCGCCGUGACCCUUGUGGCAUACAGACACUAAAUAGAAAAAUGGCGCGAAAAAAAACGCAUAAUGGCGGAUACAAAUAGUCCUCAGAUUUUUUUUGCUCUAUAGAGCUUUUUUCCUUAUUUUCUUUGCAAUUGUUUUGCUAAAAUCACAUGACAGAUCUAUGCUUGACAUGUAGGUAGCAUUUUCAUAAUGAAAUAACAACAUGACAAAAGUUUUCAUGGAAACUUAGAUCAUACACCACCAGUAUAAUUUGGGGUCUCAUUUUUUAGCUGAUUUUGCAGUUUGUGUUUGACUGAAAUUAUUUUUCUUGCAUCAAACAUGACCCCCACUUUUCUUUUGAUUUUUAGUUAGCACUGACAAUAUUCUUCAAGAAAAUGUAAGUUACAGACAUUUAAAAUGGGUCCAGAUGUGUGCUGCGGUCAUUGGAAAUAGGUCAAUUUUAUAUAGAAUAAAGAACAACAACUAUU
Mercenaria mercenaria is the source of this 1417-nucleotide messenger RNA. RefSeq lists its product as uncharacterized. The record is from RefSeq and is a predicted model, not a curated record. Lineage: Eukaryota; Metazoa; Mollusca; Bivalvia; Venerida; Veneridae. The transcript has 3 exons. The coding region runs from base 49 to 438 and encodes 129 amino acids.